Dentiscutata erythropus is the source of this 159-nucleotide messenger RNA. NCBI's taxonomy places the organism in Eukaryota, Fungi, Glomeromycota, Glomeromycetes, Diversisporales, Gigasporaceae. The record is from the annotation of a GenBank genome assembly.
AUGGAGUUAGAAGAAACUCUGUCUAAAGAAAGAAAUAAAUUAAUGCAGAUAAAGGAUAAUUUAGCUUCAGCACAAAAGGCAUUAUUAGAGAAAGAUUCCCUUCUUCAAGAAGCUAAUGCUCAUUUAGCAGAGCAGAUUUCGAAAGUAUCCGCAGACUAG